CGCCUGGACUGGAAGUUCAAGUAGGGUGUGUUAAAUUCUUUCUUUUAAUAUAUAUCUAAACGAGCGAAAAAGACAACAUUGUGGGCAUCAUAAAACAAAAUUACAGAAAAGAUGUUUAUUUCUCGGAGCCGGAGCUAACAGUCCGCGCGCACCGACUUACAGUCCUGGCCAACUGGCAUCGCGCCGAUAUAUGCCCCAGUCCUUCCUAGCGCAAUUUUGACUCAAUCGUUUAAGUCGAAUGAGUCUGGUGCGUAGUGCAGGAAGAAGCAGAGCGCGCGGAUGUAGAAUUUUGUUUUCGUGUUUGGCAUUCUUUCCGCUUUCGCGUCGCGACGUUUCUUUGUUAAUAUCUGGUUUAAAAUAUCACUUUAAGUCAUAAUUGGGUAUUCCCCCCCAAAAAAUAUGGUAUAUAUGGAGGAGGGAUAAUCGACUUCCUGUUAAUCUGAAGAGAGGAACUCGAUAAUGGUGGCUGCCGGUGACUUAUACGAAAACGAUGUUGUAUUCGUGGUUGAGGGAACUGCAAACUUGCUACUGGACUUUGAAAAUCUAAAGAAAUCCUACAUAGAACCUGCAAUACAUCAUUUCAAUGGAGAGAUACCUGUGGACUUAGAGUACAGCUUUGGAGAUGAGUAUGGACCAAACCAGUAUGGUCUGGUUGUAUAUGGAACUAUAGGCCAUACUCCUGAGCCAGCUGUGCAGUAUGUCAAAGAAACACGCAAUGCAAAACAGAUGCUGCAAUUUCUAGAUGAAGUCAAAUUUGAGGGAGGAGGUUGCGAGGAGUGCAGUUUACUAGCUGAAGCUCUUAGUAUUGCUUUGCAGAUCUUUGAUGAAAGAACUCUUCAGAGGGGUCAAGGUUAUAAGGGCAUUGUCCGUAAAAGCUGUAUAGUUGUGUGCAACUCACCUCCAUUUGGUUUGCCAAGCUAUGGGUGUGCAGAUGACUACUCUGGCAAAACUGUUGAGCAACUUGCUGAGGAAAUGGGUCAAAAGAAAGGAAUUCAUCUCUCCAUUAUUGCACCCAGAAAAAUUCCUGCACUUCAAAGAGCAUUUGAAAGAUCUUUAACAGUUGAUAGUAAAAGUGUUUUGUCAAAAGAUUACUCCAAGGAUCCCAACCAUUUAGUGUGCAUACAGGGCCUGGAUUUACCAGAUUUCAAAUCAGUUACUCGUAACAGUGAUUCACAAGCUGAAGUAUCAAAGAAUGGGGUACACAUGAGUGAUGCUAAUGUGAAGCCUGUAGUGACACCUUCUCAGUUGACUGCCAGUGGAACAUUAAAAGAAAGUCCAGAGAAACCAGUAAAGAAACAAAAGACCGGACCUCGCCAACCUUCAUUGACUGAAACCAAACUACUUCAGCUGGCAGAUAGUAACAUACCAUUAAAUAUUGGACCAACACCAAAUAUCCCAAUUUCACAGGUUCAGUUGAUGGUAAACUCAACUUCAGCAACACCAGCCACAAGUUUAAACAACAAUGCAUCAGCAGCACAGCAAAAAGCUAAAGAAAUUUUAAGUCAAGCACUAAGGCAAGCCAACUUAGACAGGAAUACAACUCCUAACAGUGUGCAGCCUCAGCCCAGUCCAAUGCAGGAUGCAGUCACUGGGGCAUCAGUAAACUGGACACAGCCUACCAACCAACAACCAAGGGUAGGUCCUACUCCAGGAGGUGUACCGGCUGCAAGCUCAGAAAAUCCACAAGUAGCUCAGAGAGCCCUAGCCUGGACAGGUCAUUUGGAAUGGCAAGAUACUCUUCGGGACCCUAAUGGCCCUCAGCAGAGAAUAACACGUUCUUUGGCUUGCCAUGCAUCUGUUGUUUCAGGAGAUACUCUGAAAGCUAAAAACUGGCCUCCAAAACUCAUCAUGCAACUUAUCCCACAAAAUCUACUGUCCACGCUAGGACCCCUGCUACAGAACUCCAAGACAGUGGCGUUCCAUUUUGCUCCUAAUGACCAAGAAUCCUUGAGAGCACUCUACAGGGUCAUGGCAUCUAAUGGUGUCAAGUUUGCCGGCUGUGUGCAUUUCCCACCUGUUCCACAGUGUGAUGUCAAAGUUCUUCUUUUGAUUUUUAGUCCUAAGAAGCGUGCAUUUGUUGGAUUGAUUCCUGUUGAGCAGGUCUGUAUCUCUGUGUAUGUUACAGUACACGUAUAUCAAAACUGUCUGGUGUGUGUAUUAGGUGUGACAUUACACUAAUUUCCCUGGGUGUUUAAGUACUCCAUGCGGGUUGGUUUUUUUUAUCUUAUUUCGAGUGUUUUGCAUUGAUUCGACCUUCUAAGGUCCUCUUUGUCUUAGGUGAUGCAUUUGAAUGAAAAGUGUUUGGUUUGUUUUCGCUGUUCAUAAUACUUAAAGGAGGUUUACCUUUCUUGCAACAAUU
This is a messenger RNA of Orbicella faveolata, 2359 nucleotides long. Its product is annotated as mediator of RNA polymerase II transcription subunit 25-like. The record is from RefSeq and is a predicted model, not a curated record. Gene Ontology annotation, biological process: positive regulation of transcription by RNA polymerase II. NCBI's taxonomy places the organism in Eukaryota, Metazoa, Cnidaria, Anthozoa, Scleractinia, Merulinidae. Gene Ontology annotation, cellular component: mediator complex; transcription regulator complex.